AUGGGGUUCUACGAGAGGACCAUGUGGCAGUUCGACGAGGGCGUGACCGGCCUGUUCUCACAAUGGAACGCCUGGUCCACCGCCAUCACCACUUUCCUCGUCAUAUACCUGAGCUAUACGCUCUUCUCGCGCCGCGACCCCGAUACCCAUCCUCUGCUGCUGGCCCGCCAAGCCCAGGCCUCACCCGUGCGAUACCCAAACGAGUCGUCCAUCUACCGGUCACACUCCGCCCCGCAUGGCAUGCCCCUGAACGCUGGGCUCAACGUCAAGGAGCCCGGUGCCUCCAAGUGGUCGAGGGGCCGAGAUGGCGACCUCAGGGACGUCUGGCGGCAGGCCGUCAGCGGCACUUCCCAGGAGGGCAAACCAGUCGGCAAGGGCAAGAUCCUGACUGUCUUGGGUGCCGAGAAGGUCCUGGAGCACAAGCUUGACGAUGUGACCCGGCAGAUCAACCUCAUCGGCAAGCACAUCCUCGACCAGGGCGGUGCUCGCGUCGCAAUCUACCUCCCCAACUCGGUCGAGUUCAUCGCUGGCCUUUUCGCCUGCUCCUUCCACAACCUGACUGCGAUUCUCAUUCCUUUCGACCAGUCCGAUGAGGCUGUCAUUUCCAUGUUGCGGCGCUCUGCUGCCGAUACCGUUGUCGCCCUGCCUGGCUCCUUCCCCUUGGACCUCGUGGUCAAGAACUAUCCGUCCCUGAGACAGGUCAUAUGGGUUGUUGACGAGGGCAACAGGCAUCUGGACUGGACAGAGGUUCCCGAGGGCGUGGGAGGCAGCCUUAACGUUUCAACCUGGCAGGAUAUCGUACAGGACAGCCCUGUGGAUGCCGGCGCUGAAGUUCUUCCCGCCCAGGGCCAGUUGGAGGCUCGGGAUGUCACUGUCUUCUGGAAAUCGAAGCCGGGUGUCACCGAGGAGAUGGUCCGCUUUACAAGCGCCAACUUCGUGUCCGCAAUCGCCGGGCAGCUCUUUGCUGUUCCGCAAACCCAGCGCAUGAGCCCGUCGGACCUGUUCCUGCCUGCUGACGCCCUGACCAACACGCACACCCUCGUCCUCACCCUGACUGCCCUCUUCUCCAACGCCUCGGUGGCAUUCAACUCCUCGGCAAGCGAGGAAAUGGACCUCACUCUCGCCACUCGCGGAAUCUCCCCCACCAUCGUCGUCGCAUCACCCAACACUCUUCUCAAGACGCAUGCUGAGGCUACUCGCAACGUCAGCUCAUUCCUGCCCAGCAAGAUUCACUGGCUGCAGACCCGAACCCUCACUCAGAACGGCGUCAUGCCCGCCGCGUCCCUGCUUACCAGCCUCAACGACAGUCUGCGGCCGGCCGUCGGCCGCACCCCGGGAAAACUCCGCCUCGUGUACACGGCCGAGCGCGCCGGGGCAGGCACGCCGCCCCUGUCGUCCGCCGUGCUGUCUGACCUACGUAUCUUCCUCGGCGCGAGGAUUCUCUACGCGCUGAGCGCACCCAAGGUCGCCGGUGCUGUGGCGCAGACGCAGUUCUAUGACUAUCGGGUCUUUGAGGACAAACAAUCGCACUUCGGCCCCCCUCUGACUUGUACGGAGAUACUCCUGAAGGACUCGGGUGACCACAAGGUUACGGAUGACAAGGCUGAAGGAGAGAUAUAUGCCCGCGGCCCUUGCGUGGCAGGCGGCGAGGCUUCGCUGGGUGUAACGGGCACAAUCCGCUUCGACAACACGCUCACAUACAUUUGA
Diaporthe batatas is the source of this 1707-nucleotide messenger RNA. RefSeq lists its product as uncharacterized. Bases 1 to 1707 code for a protein of 568 amino acids. Gene Ontology annotation, molecular function: long-chain fatty acid-CoA ligase activity. Gene Ontology annotation, cellular component: membrane; endoplasmic reticulum. The record is from RefSeq and is a predicted model, not a curated record. The transcript is spliced from 3 exons. Lineage: Eukaryota; Fungi; Ascomycota; Sordariomycetes; Diaporthales; Diaporthaceae.